UAUAUACAGGAAAAAAACUGCCCAUUUACCAUUUACCAUUUAGUAAAAAGAAACUAUAAAAGAUACUGCUACCUUGCUUACUUUUCUAUAUGUCAAUCAAACUUUCCAUAUCGUAUCAGGAAAAAGAAAAUGUCGACAGUGCAUCAUUACUACAGUGUGAUGAGGGUGAAUGAUGAACACACCACAGUUCUGCCGGGUGAUUAUUUCAACUUCGAAGUCAAAGUUAGAUUCCACUCAGCGGAUACAUUCCCAGCGGGAUUACAGCAUCAUUUUUCUCCAGCAUCAAUACCCGCCCAAGAUUUCUUCCAACAGGGUCCAACCUUCUUACACACAGUGUUGUCACUUUCACCCUUCACAAUAGAAUGUGUGGAUGAAAUAGCAGAAGGGGUUCUUUCUAAUGUUCAAGCCUUGUUUCGAGUUGAUAGCGUUUCUUCUUUUAUUUCUCUGGAACCCCAGGAAUCUCAACACCGAGUCAUCCCGUUAACUGUGACUGUUAUAAUAUUGAACUUUGUUGCAGCUAGUGAAGAGUUCACGCAGAGGUCUAGAAGGAGUCAGAGGGUGAGUUUAAGAAGGAGUCCGAGGCUGGGUACAAGAAGGAGUGAGAGACUGAGUUCGAGAACGAGUCAGAGGCAAAGUUCUAGACUGAAUCAGAGGCAGAGUUCUGAAGUGAAUUAUGGUUCCGAUGAUGAAAUCCUAAUAAAUAGAUUUUUGAAGUGUACUGUUAUUAGAGAAUGUGAAGAUUGUUGUAUCUGCUUGGAAGAGAUGAACGUGAAUGCUGAGGGCUACACGUUGCCAUGCCAACAUCUCUUUCAUCUUCCAUGUAUUCUCACAUGGCUCAAAACCAGUCAUGUAUGUCCUUUGUGUCGUCACACUUUGCCAACAGGAUAAAGAAGGGGACAGAGGCGCGUGCUGAGACAUGCCCAGUAAGGUUACAUGCAUCAAGACGCGUGUGUCGUAUGCUUACAUGCAUGAUGCCACGUGUGAUAUGGUGGUGGUAUUACUGCUUUUUCCCUCAGUUUUAUCGAAAGCUUCCCUUCUCUACUGUUUUUUCCUGUUUUCAUCGAAUAAUUAGCUUAUUUAUUUCACUUGUUAAUACAUAUGUGAUAAAGA
This is a messenger RNA of Vigna radiata var. radiata (mung bean), 1110 nucleotides long. Its product is annotated as RING-H2 finger protein ATL47-like. Bases 130 to 888 code for a protein of 252 amino acids. The transcript is spliced from 2 exons. The record is from RefSeq and is a predicted model, not a curated record. NCBI's taxonomy places the organism in Eukaryota, Viridiplantae, Streptophyta, Magnoliopsida, Fabales, Fabaceae.